AUGACGAACGACAUCGACGACUUGGAGCCGAAAUUACUGAGAGAACCACGAACGAAAUUCAUCAAGCAGAACAGAAGAGAUUCCUCGUUUGAAGUCAAAGACUUAGGCUAUUUGAAGUAUUUUUUGGGUAUUGAAGUAGCUCAGUCCAAGGAUGGUAUCUUCAUAUGCCAAAGGAAGUAUAUACUUGACUUGCUAAAGGAAAUUGGAAUACUUAGAGGUAGACCAUGUGAUACACCUCUAGAAUUGGGCCAGAAACUGAGUGAAGAUCAAGAGGGAGAUCUAGUGGACAGGGAGAGAUACCAGAGACUAGUGGGCAAGCUCAUAUACUCAUCUCACUCACGUCCAGACAUUGUUAUUGUCAUGAGCAUGGUGAGCCAGUUGAUGCAUGCUCCUAAAACUUCCCACUUAGAGGCAGUUAUGAGAAUCUUGAGAUACCUGAAGUCUUCUCCUGAAAAGGGUCUCUAUUUCUCAAAACAUGACCAUCUCAGUGUGGAGGCAUUUACUAAUGCAAAUUGGGUUGGAUUAGUCACUGAUAGACGAUUAACUUCCGGAUAUUGCACAUUUGUUGGUGGCAACCUAGUCACAUGGAGAAAUAAGAAACAAAAUGUGGUUGCUAAAUCUAGUGCUGAGACAGAAUUCAGAGUUAUGGUUCAGCAUGUAUGUGAGUUACUAUGGAUUAAACUAUUGUUGGGAGACUUGGGAAUCCAUUAG
Messenger RNA from Camellia sinensis, 711 nucleotides. NCBI's taxonomy places the organism in Eukaryota, Viridiplantae, Streptophyta, Magnoliopsida, Ericales, Theaceae. The record is from RefSeq and is a predicted model, not a curated record.